UCGAAAACAUCGAACCAUCCACCUUUGUGGUUGAGUAUUGUGGGAUUCUCUCAGAAAAUAAAGAAGUUGAAGACGAUCAAGGAACCUACUUGUUUGACUUCAAGUGGAAUGGAAAACAUUAUUGCAUAGAUGCUUCAAAAGAGGACGGAAAACUUGGACGAUUAGUGAACGAUGAUCACAGAACUCCAAAUUGUAAAGUGAAGACCAUCGUUGUUGAGGGAAGGCCACACUUGUGCCUUUUUAGUACCAGAAAAAUCUUAAAAGAUGAGGAAAUAACAUACCACUAUGGUGAUUCCUCUUGGCCAUGGCGCUCGAUGGAAAUGUGUGAUGAGGUGCUGGAGACACAAAACAUCGAGAAGCCCUGCUCAUCAGAGACAGAGAAAGAAAUGUGUAAUGAGGCACUGGGGACAGAGAACAUCGAGAAGCCCUGCUCAUCAGAGACAGCGAAAACACAUUUACAGGAAAUGUGUAAUGAAGCGCUGGGGACACAGAACAUUGAGAAGCCCUGCUCAUCAGAAACAGAGAAAGAAAUAUGUAAUGAGGCGCUGGGGACACAGAACAUCGAAAAGCCCCGCUCAUCAGAAGCAGAGAAAGAAAUAUGUAAUGAGGCGCUGGGGACACAGAACAUCGAAAAGCCCCGCUCAUCAGAAGCAGAGAAAGAGGUGUGUAAUGAAGCACAGAACAUCGAGAAGCCCUGCUCAUCAGAGACAGAGAAAUGCAACCAUAUACUUUGCAAUGCUGUCUUGUCAAGUUUGAAUUCAUGUGAGGAUUGUACAGGACCUGUGUCAAGUCUAAAAUGGCUUGGAUAUACCUGCAAAUUAUGUUCAAGAUCAUGGCACAAAACCUGCUUCAUGAAGACUAUGUCAAUGGUCAGUGUUGAAAUAUCCAGUUCUGAAGGAUCCAGUUCUGAUAAAGAAUAUCUACCUUGCUCGGGUAUUGAUGGCUCUUCUACUGACGAAGAAUUUGUGUCUGACAAUGCUACAAGUAGCAACAGUGAUGACAGUCUUUCCCUCAACGCCAUGCCAGCAUCUUGCAUGAGCCCGCCUCUUCUUUUGGAGUCUUCUAAGAAGAGGUCAAUGAGCUUGCCACAAUCUUCAAGUUCAUCCACUCCGCAGGACAUGACGAGCAAAAAAUCCAUCACAGCCGAGGACCUUGUAUGUCAUGAACAACUCUCUGAUUCUCAUGAUACUACCACAGUCACUGCCCAGAAGCCUGAUAGUGUUAUGGAAAAACAAACAGAAUCAUGUUCUGAGGACAGGACGAUUGACAUUGUAACAAAAAACAAAGCUAAUUCUUAUACCCACAAAAAUUAUUGUUAUGUGUGCAAGAAACCUCAGUCUAAAAUUGCUCGUCACUUUAAGCAGCAUGAAGCUAAUGAGCCAGACAUUGCUGCAGCCUUCUUGCUCCCUAAACAUUCCAAGCAGAGAAAAAGGCUACUUGAGAAGCUACGAAACAAAGGAAACCAUCAACAUAAUCUAGAGGUUUUGGAAAGUCAGAAAGGACUGCUAAAACUAAAAAGAAGACCAAAAAAAUCACUAACUAAAAUAACUGCUGCAACAUUUGUCCACUGCACAUACUGUAAAGGCAUGUUUCUACGCAAAGAACUGUGGCGCCACUCAGCUAGAUGCCCAAUGAAAACUGUCUCGGACUCUGGAGAAACUGAUAAGGUCCAAGUUUUGGCUUUGGCAGAUAUUGCAGAGGCAACAUUUUCCCAAGCAAUUUCACCUGGAGUUUGGAAGAUCUUAGGGAAAAUGAAGGAUGAUGACAUUUCAUCUGUAGUUCGCAAUGAUUUCCUUAUAUUACAGUUAUGUCAGUCAAUUUAUAACAAGCAUGGUAAUGAUCAAACAAAAUCGGAAUACAUUAGACAGAAGGCUCGGGAAAUGGGCAGACUUUUGGUGAGCUUGAGAAAAAGAUCCUCCCUAUUCUCCGAAGAUGCGCUCAAACCAAACAAUUUUUACAAACUCGUUGAGACUGUAAAAGAUGUUGCUGGGUAUGAUGAUGAAAACAACUCUUAUAAGACACCAAGUCUUGCUUUGAAAUUAGGACAUUCUCUCAGAAAGAUUGGAGACAUUAUUCUCUGCAGGGCCAUCGCAGCAGAAGAUGAUACUGCCAUAAAAGCAGCAGAACGAUUCAACAAGCUCUGCUCAAGUGAAUGGGCGGGUCUUGUCUCACACACAGCUCUUUCUACUUUGAGCAAAUCAAAGUUUAAUAAGCCGUCAACAAUACCUUUCACUAAAGAUGUCCAGCUUCUCCACAAAUACUUGGAAAAAAAAUCAGCUGAUGCGCUUAAUGGCUUAAGGCUUCAUGAGUCUCCACAGGCUUAUGGAGAACUUGCUAGAGUGGUACUCACUCAAAUAAUUGUCUUCAACAGACGCCGUGCAGGAGAGGUCUCAAAAAUGACACUUGAGUCUUUCAGGAAAAGAGAUCAGACUGAGCUCCAUGACGACAUAGCUGCUGGCCUUUCACCAUUUGAGCAAAAAAUGUCGAAGUACUUCAGUAGAGUCGAAAUUAUGGGCAAAAGAGGACGAAAAGUUGCAGUGUUGUUGAACCCAGAUAUUGUCAGUGCCCUAACACUUCUUGUUGACAAAAGAGAUGCAUGUGAAGUUGACAGCGACAACCCCUAUCUGUUUGGAAGACCAAAGUGCCUCUCCAGCAGCUUCUACAGGGGACAGGACUGCAUCCGGGUUUUUGCAGCCCAGUGUGGUGCGCAGCACCCUGAGUACCUGAGGUCUACACAGCUUCGCAAACAUGUGGCAACAAUGUCCCAGAUUUUAAACCUCAAAGAUAAUGAACUUGACCAACUGGCAAACUUUUUGGGCCAUGACAUUCGGGUCCAUAGAGACUAUUACAGAAUGCCAGAUGCAACCAUACAAAUUGCAAAAAUGUCAAAACUGCUGCUGGCGAUGGAAAAAGGAUCUCUGAGAAGAUUCCAGGGAAAAUCCUUGGAUGAAAUUGAGAUUGAAGAUGAACUGGAACCAGAUGUAGAAAUGGAUGCAGUAGGAGAAAGCGAUGAAGAUGAUGAAGCGCCAGAUCCUGUCCUUGAUGUGAACGAUGAAGGGGAGAUGGUAAUGGAAGACACAAACAGCUUGUCAGAGGAAAGACAAGAGAUGAAUAUGACCCAAGAUGAGCCAGAAAGCUCCAAAGAGAAGCUAAAAACAAUCCAGCAUAAAGGCAAACACUCCAAAGCAAAACUUGGAGUGAGUCAGGAUGAGCCGGACAGCUCUCGAGAGGCCAAUCGAAGGAGGAAUUUGGAAAGGCCAUGGAAUGACAAUGAAGUGAAUGCGGUUAUGAAACAUUUCAAAACCCAUAUUUUUAAGGGGCAUCUUGCAACAAUGAAAGAAUGUGAGCAGUGCAAGGUUGCUGAAGACCCAGUUCUUCAAGACAGAACUUUACAAAACAUAAGAGAUUUUGUCAGGAACCGUGGUUUGAAGGCUAAAAAAAAAUUGCUGAAAUGUUCAUUGGUCAAGAAUGUAGAUUCACUGAUCUACCAUCUUGUUUAGGCCAAAAUUGUUAAUAGUGAAUGUGUUGAUGACCCACAAAAAAUGGCUGAAUCAACUUAAUCUUUCUGUUUUCUCUUAUUAAGCUUAUGUAAUACAUCGAGUGUUCAAGAGAUGACAUUAAUUUGUAGUAACGUACUUUCAUUUGUUCCAUCAAGAGAACAUUUUAUUUACUUUUAGGAACAUUGCACUUUAAUUUGUUAUAGUUGAACAUUUUAUUUAUUUUUAGCGACAUUGCACUUUAAUUUAUUUG
Molecule: messenger RNA, 3750 nt
Organism: Thalassophryne amazonica
Lineage: Eukaryota; Metazoa; Chordata; Actinopteri; Batrachoidiformes; Batrachoididae
Exons: 17
Coding region: 315-3500 (1061 amino acids)
Source: RefSeq, a predicted model, not a curated record